AUGCUUCGGCAAAAAGCUCUAUUUACUGUCACACUAAAACGAAGCAAUUCUUUUCUUAUCGGACAACGAUCUCGUCAAUCAACGUGGAGUAAUGUGCCGCAAGCUCCACCCGAUAAAAUUCUUGGAUUAAAAGAUUUGUUCCAAGCUGAUGACAAUCCAAAUAAAAUAGAUUUGGGGGUUGGUGCAUAUAGAGACAAUAAUGGGAAUCCUUGGAUUCCCCUUUCUGUUCGACAUGCCGAGAACAUUCUCUAUAACACUGAGAAAGAAAAAGAAUAUUCACCAAUACUAGGAAACAAUACUUUCAUCACAUGCGUCCAAAGGUUGUUAUUCAGUCAAGAUGCCUAUGGAAGAAGGCUAUUAAAUGAUGGCAGGAUAGCCACUGCUCAGGGUCUAUCUGGGACAGGAUCUCUUAAAAUUCUGGCAGAAUUCUUGCGGCGCUUUAAUCCCGAGAGUCCAGUCAUGCUGCCGGAUCCAACAUGGGCGAAUCACAAAUCAAUCAUGCAGUAUUCAGGUCUCCGUACUGAGACAUAUCGUUAUUAUGAUUGUAACAAGAAAAGCAUUAAUAUUGAAGGAAUGUUGGGUGACAUUAAUAUGUGCAAGCCGGGAACUGUGGUUCUGAUUCACCUCUGCUGUCACAAUCCAACCGGAGCAGAUCUAAAAUUAGAGGACUGGCAUAAAGUUAUAGAAAUCAUGCAUCACAAAGAACUCAUACCUUUCUUUGAUUCUGCCUAUUUGGGAUUAUGCUCGGGAGAUCCAAUUAAAGAUUUAAAGCCAUUAUUCAUGGUUAAUAAGGCUGUUGUUGAAGGACAUUUACCUACAUAUCUUUUAGCGCAAUCUUUUGCAAAGAAUAUGGGAUUGUAUGGCGAAAGGGUUGGUUCUUUCUCUAUCAUCUGUUCAGAUAAAAGUGAGAAACAGCGUGUGAACUCGCAGCUCGCACAAAUUGUGCGAUCCUCAUAUUCUUCACCGCCAUGUCAUGGAUCCAAAUUAGUAAGUAUCAUUCUCAGUAACGAGAACCUAUACUCUGAAUGGUUGAUGGAUAUUAAAACGAUGGCCGAAAGAUUGAACUCGGUUAGAAUCAUGUUGUUUGAAAGCUUAACUAACAAGUAUCAUAGUGAUGUUGAUUGGAGUCACUUACUUACACAGAGAGGUAUGUUUUGCCUAAGUGGAUUGACAAGGCAGCAGGUCCAAAGACUUAGAUCCGAACGAUCUAUUUAUAUGACUUCUGAUGGUAGGAUAUCAUUAGCCGGUAUAAAUUCGAGUAAUCUGGAUUACUUGGCCAGAUCAAUAUGUGAUGUUACUUCAAAAAAAUAA
Messenger RNA from Brettanomyces bruxellensis, 1311 nucleotides. RefSeq lists its product as uncharacterized. Lineage: Eukaryota; Fungi; Ascomycota; Pichiomycetes; Pichiales; Pichiaceae. The record is from RefSeq and is a predicted model, not a curated record. Gene Ontology annotation, molecular function: pyridoxal phosphate binding; L-aspartate:2-oxoglutarate transaminase activity. Gene Ontology annotation, cellular component: mitochondrion. Gene Ontology annotation, biological process: L-aspartate catabolic process; biosynthetic process. The transcript has a single exon. The coding region runs from base 1 to 1311 and encodes 436 amino acids.